Molecule: messenger RNA, 2762 nt
Organism: Cercospora beticola
Lineage: Eukaryota; Fungi; Ascomycota; Dothideomycetes; Mycosphaerellales; Mycosphaerellaceae
Biological process (GO): positive regulation of DNA-templated transcription
Cellular component (GO): SWI/SNF complex
Molecular function (GO): DNA binding; histone binding
Source: RefSeq, a predicted model, not a curated record
GCAUCGUUCGCGUCUCUCCCUCUCAGCGCAUCGCGAACCACCACACGACAUCAAGUCGCGCUCUUCACACUGCUCUCCACACUCCUUAGCAUACCACAAGUGCCUUUCAAAGCAUACGCGACUGGCCUGCACUCUUGUCGCGCAUCAGAGGCUCGUGUCCGGGGACAGAGCUGGCUGGGCGCAUCACAGCUCCCACUUUUAUCCCACCCUCCAUAAACAGCCACAAUGGACUUCGAAUUCGCGAACGAGGAUGCCAAUGCCCCUGGAGAGGCAUCUGACGAGCUGAUUCACGCCGAGAACGAGGCCAUCGAGACAGGCGCCAAGCAGGAAUCGCAGAAUCAGGAUCAAGACACGUCAAUGGUUGAAAACGCGGACGAUGCGAAGGCAGAGCAGCCUGCUGCUGAAAAGCCAACAUCAGACGACGCGGCGCCAGUAUCAGACAAUCCACUCGACGCGCCCGAUGCGCCCGCACCCGAGAACGCUGAAGAGGGUGGGGAGGAUGAAGAGAUGGCCGACACUAAGGACGACGCGACUCCUGCGGCGGGAGCUACACCUGCGCCAGCACAAACCAAAGCUGCGACGGAACAGGUUGCGCGAAAUAAUCUUAUCGACCAGAACCAUGCCAUCAUCUUGCCGAGCUACAGCGCCUGGUUCGACAUGCAUGAAAUUCACGCACUCGAACGCAAGGCAUUGCCCGAGUUCUUCAACAAUCGCAAUCGCAGCAAGACCCCAGCUGUGUACAAAGACUACCGAGACUUUAUGGUCAAUACAUAUCGCUUGAACCCAUCAGAGUAUCUCACGGUGACAGCAUGCAGAAGGAAUUUGGCUGGAGACGUGUGCGCGAUCAUGAGAGUCCACUCGUUCCUGGAGCAGUGGGGUCUCAUCAACUAUCAGAUCGACCCAGACACUCGGCCUUCAAACAUUGGCCCACCGUUUACGGGCCAUUUCCGAAUCACCGCAGAUACCCCACGCGGGUUACAGCCACUGCAACCAGCUGCAAGUACUGUGACAGCGGGCAAGGCGCUCUCAGCCACCGAAAAAUUGGCAGCUGGCGGCAAAGCAGAUCUCAACCUCGAAGUGCGACGAAACAUUUACGAUGACAAGGGCAAGGACGUCACACCUGCGAAGACAGAGGGCAGUGAAGCGAAUGGAGAGAAGAGCGUUGAAGAGAGCCUCAAACAGGAUGGCAAGCAGUAUUUCUGCUAUUCUUGCGGGAAGGACUGCACUCGUGUGCGGUAUCACAACUCCAAAAAUCCACCCGCCGUAGCAACGACGCCGAAGCCCAACAAGGACCAACGAUAUGAUCUUUGCAGCUUGUGCUUCCAAGAAGGACGGUUCCCCAGCUCGACCACCUCUGCCGACUAUGUCAAGCUUGAGAACGACAACUACCGUAGUGUGGGUGACAAGGAGGCGACAUGGACGGACGCUGAGCUUCUGCUGUUGCUAGAAGGUCUGGAAAUGUUCGACGAUAGCUGGGAACAGGUUGCAGACCACGUCGGAUCCAAGACGAGAGAGGAAUGCGUGCUCAAAUUCCUGCAGCUGGAGAUUGAGGACAAAUAUCUGGAAGAGACACCUACGGCAAAUGGCGUCGGGGUUCAGGACCUGGCAUAUCUUUCUGGGGGCCGAUUACCUUUCAGCCAAUUCGACAAUCCAGUCAUGUCUGUCAUGGGCUUUCUGGCUGGUCUGGCUGACCCAGCUACCACCGCAAAGGCAGCAGGCAAGAGCGUUGAGGAGAUGCGCAAACAGCUCAAGCAACGCAUUGAGGCCGAGGCGCCAUCAGCUGCCGGUGCAGAGAAAGACAAGUCUGCAGAUGCAUCUGCCCAGCCGCAAGAAGUCAAGGGCGAGGACAGCAUGGACGUCGACGACACCACAUCUCUUGCCACUCGAGAACCACCUACAUCACACGACUUGCCGACAACAGCCUUGAGCCUGACUGCUGCUCGCUCAGCUGCUCUCGCCUCGCACACUGAACGACAAUUGACGAACCAAGUAUCUGCAGCUGUCAAUUUACAGCUACAGAAGCUCGAGCUGAAGUUGCAACAAUUCAGUGAGAUGGAAGCGCUCCUUCAGGCAGAGCGUCGCGAGAUCGAGCGUUCCCGCCAAAAGCUUUUCCUCGACAGACUGCAGUUCCGAAAACGCGUUCGUGAGACAGAAGCCAGAUUCGCAAACAUGAAGCUGCAGCAACCUCAGCCUAGCGCUGAACAACCACAACAGCAGAACGCCGUUCCUGAGCAGCGGGAAGCUACCCAACCCACUGAAGCUUCCGGCUCUGGUGCUGGCAGUGAAGCACCUCAACAGCCCGAGCCUACUUCGAUCUUCGGGCAAGACAACGGAGACCUGGGUACUGCACCAGAGUCGAACGAGUUUGAGAGCACUUUUGAAGUGAUGGAAGGAAUGGAGGGAAUGGAAGGCAUGGACGAUUUCCUGAACAUGGAUGAUGUCGAACCUACCCCGGAAGUCGCUGCUGUGCCACAAAAUGACACCGAUGUCCCCAACUCAUUCGAGCCUGUUGGAGAGGACGCGGAAGGGUUCAUGAAGCACGAUUUGUAGAACGGUCAGCUCUAGCGACCUUGUUCUAUUGCGAUAUGUUUGGCCGUGCGGCCGGUGACAAGGCGAGAAUUGCCGGAUGGGCAGAUGUAUGGAAACUUUUUCAAUCAGAAAACUUGUAUUGUAGUAACGUCUGCGAUGCUUUUGAGAAGCAUAAAAAUAUGAGAUCUGUAUCAGAGUCAAUGAGUACUGUGAGAGCAUUGUCAAUCACGCGG